Molecule: messenger RNA, 1521 nt
Organism: Hordeum vulgare subsp. vulgare (domesticated barley)
Lineage: Eukaryota; Viridiplantae; Streptophyta; Magnoliopsida; Poales; Poaceae
Product: putative D-cysteine desulfhydrase 2, mitochondrial
Exons: 6
Coding region: 76-1293 (405 amino acids)
Molecular function (GO): D-cysteine desulfhydrase activity
Source: RefSeq, a predicted model, not a curated record
UAGCUUUCUUCCGUGUCAGCGUCUCGCCGGUUCACCAUCGGUCAAGCUGCAGCCGUCUCCCGCCGCCAUCUCCUCAUGCGGCCAGCGCCGGUGCUCGCCGCCGGCGGCAGGACGCUCGGAAACAUUCUAUCCGCCACGGAGUGGAUGCUCCCCUCCCCGGCCACCCAAGUCCACACCAUCUCCGUCCUCCCCUCCCACGCACCGUCCCCUGCUCCCCAGUUCGCCUUCUCCAACCUCACCACCGCGUUGAGGAGCAGCGGCGGUAAAGGGGACGAGCAGGGUACCCCGAGAUUCGACGUGCUGCGGGACGACCUCCUCCAUCCCCUUGCCAACGGUAACAAGGCCCGGAAGCUCGAUGCCCUCCUGCCGCUCCUCCGCCGCCUGGGUGCCACCGACGUGAUAACAUGCGGGGGUUGCCAGAGCGCCCAUGCAGCAGCCGUCGCCGUCCAUUGUGCAGAAUGGGGGAUCAGGCCACACCUACUGCUGAGAGGAGAGCAGCUAGACGUGCCGACAGGCUACAAUUUGAUCUCUUUGAUGUUUGGCAACGUGACCUAUGCAUCUCGGUCGGUCUAUGCACAUCGAGAUGAGAUGCUUUAUGAGCAUGCCAGGAAGGUUGCUGGUAACAGCGGUACCGUGCUGUGGGCUAAUGAUAUUGUCAGAGAUAAUUUAGCAGUGGAUGAAGAGACUGUCCUUGAAAAUGAUUCGAGAAGGGUGGUGAUUAUUAAGGAAGGUGCUGGUACUGUUCAAGCGUUACUAGGUGUUAUGCGACUAGUGGAGUACCUCUCUAAUUUGUCGUCAUUUCAUAAUGAUGAGGAAGUCCGUAUUGUGGUGGAUGCUGGGACAGGAACAACAGCUGUUGGGUUAGCUCUUGGAGCGGUAUGUCUAGGACUUAAUUGGAGGGUUACUGCUGUCAUGCUUGCUGAUACACUUGAAAGAUAUCAAGAACAGGAGAAGUCCCUGAUAUCUGAUUUUAAGGGGCUUUGCCAUGAAGACUUCCAUGACUUGGUCGGAACAGAUGGUCUGGUUCACUGGGUGGACCGCUUUUCGCCGAGAAGAUUCGGUAAGGUGCUGAGUGGCGAAAUCACGUCGUGCCGGCAGGUCGCUCAGCAAACGGGCAUCCUGCUGGAUCCCGUGUACACCUUGGCAGCGUGGGAGCAGGCCGUGGAUCUGUGCUGCGGAGACGGUAGAGGGGCCAAAGUGGCCAUGAUCCACACCGGCGGAACGCUGGGGCUGUUCGGAUUGGCGCAAAGGUAUCCCCUACACUUUGGCGCGACUGCGAACGAGCAAGCUUGAGCAGACCAACAGGUGUAUCACCUGGCGAGGGUCACACGCACACACUUGAUCCGGGCUGGGAGACUGGAUGGCGUCAUCGACUGCGGGUGACUGAGGGUUAAGUUGAGGGCCAGCUUCUGUAAGUGAGAGGGUCUGGGAUGUACUGACGGAGUCAAUCUAAGCUGUAUGCAAAAGCAGAAAAUGUGUAACUGAAGAAUUGUUUUAUUUAUCACUGGCUCUCUUUCGUUC